Molecule: messenger RNA, 762 nt
Organism: Ordospora colligata OC4
Lineage: Eukaryota; Fungi; Microsporidia; Ordosporidae
Product: phosphomannomutase
Exons: 1
Coding region: 1-762 (253 amino acids)
Biological process (GO): GDP-mannose biosynthetic process; mannose metabolic process; protein N-linked glycosylation
Cellular component (GO): cytosol
Molecular function (GO): phosphomannomutase activity
Source: RefSeq, a predicted model, not a curated record
AUGGGCAAGGACCUGAAGACGAUUUUUUUGUUUGAUGUGGAUGGAACACUUUCUGAAUCCAGAGCCAAGAUAUCUAAGAAGAUGUUGGAUAUGCUCAAGUCAUUAAGAAACAAGGUGUACAUUGGAUUUGUCGGCGGAUCUGAUCUUGAUAAGCAGAAGGAGCAAAUCGGAGAAGACGUCCUUGACAUAUUCGACUAUGGUUUUCCAGAGAAUGGAGUGAGCUUCUACAAGAACGGAGCAUUAUCAUCACAGAAGAAGAUUAUCGAUGUGAUUGGAGAGGAUUUUUACAAGGAGUUUGUGAAUUUUGUGCUUGAAUACCUGAGCAAGAUGGAUAUUCCAAUCAAAAGAGGAACAUUCAUUGAAUAUCGCAACUCAAUGAUCAACAUCAGCCCUAUUGGAAGAAAUUGCAGCAGAGAAGAGAGAAAUGCAUUCUUUGAUCUUGAUAAGAAAGAAGGCCACAGGCAAAAGAUGGUUGAAGCAAUGCAAUCACGAUUCAAAAAUGGAAAACUUGUAUUUUCAAUAGGUGGACAGAUAUCGAUCGAUUGCUUCCCCGCUGGCUGGGAUAAGACAUACUGCCUACAACACAUCAAUGGAGAAGGCAUCAGCAACAUCUACUUCUUUGGAGACAUGAUCAUGAAGGGAGGGAAUGACUAUGAAAUAUACAGCCACAAGGAUGUCCAUGGAACAGGAGUGAAGUCUCCAGAAGACACAUAUGAAAAAGUGAAGCAGAAGCUAAAAGAGUUGAAUCUUGGGGAUAUGUAG